This is a messenger RNA of Pseudopipra pipra, 1166 nucleotides long. Its product is annotated as ribosomal oxygenase 2-like. NCBI's taxonomy places the organism in Eukaryota, Metazoa, Chordata, Aves, Passeriformes, Pipridae. The coding region runs from base 314 to 736 and encodes 140 amino acids. The record is from RefSeq and is a predicted model, not a curated record. The transcript has 6 exons.
GAAGAUUCAGGAGAAGCUGGAGUGCUCCUUUGGGUCUCUGGUGGGGUCCAAUGUUUACAUCACUGCCCAGGGAUCCCAGGGCCUUCCUCCUCACUAUGAUGAUGUUGAGCCAGGUGACUUACUGUACUUCCCAAGAGGGACCAUCCACCAAGCUGACACUCCUCUUGGGACCUCCCAUUCCACACACGUGACCAUCAGUACCUACCAAAACAACUCUUGGGGAGAUUUCUUACUGGAUGCAAUUCCUGGCCUGGUGUUUGACACAGCAAAAGAUGACGUGGCGCUGCGGACGAGCAUCCCGAGGCAACUGCUGAUGCAGGUGAAUGCAGCUGACUCCACCAAAAAGCUGAGCAGCCUUUUGAGGAGGCUUGCAGACCACCUGGACCACACCAGGGAACUGAGGUCAUCUGACAUGAAGAAGGACUUCAUGAUGCACCAGCUGCCGCCUUGCUUGGGAUGUGACUCCGAUUCCUUGACUCCAGGUGGGAAAUUGCCAAAAAUAGACAGCAAAAUCAGACUGCAGUUCAGAGAUCACACUCUCAUCUCCGUGGAACCAGAUCAAGAGAAUGCUGAUGAAAUUCGCAGGGAGAUGGUUUAUGGGUAUCAUUCCUUAAGGAACAGGAGAGACACUCCCAUGAUGGGGACAGAUGACACUGCCAGUGAGGAUGGCACGGCCCAGGUUUGUUCCUGCAGACACACCAAAAAUUAUCUUUCCAUGGUGGGUUUUGCUGCCUGAGAUGAGCUUGCCCAAAAUGGCAGCAGGGCCUGGGUUCUGCCGUGAUCCUCAGCACCCAGAGCCUUUCUGCCCAGCCCUGCAGUGCCCAGAUGAGCUGAGGCUGCACCACAGAGGCAGUUUAACAGUGGAACUGAGCAAUGUGAUCUCAUGCUUAAUUAAACACUGGAGAUGUUAACAGGAUUUCUGGUGCAUGCCUUAUGGCCCAGUGAGCAAAGCUACUGGAGCAACUAAAAGCAGCUCUUACUGGUGUGUCCUUAGCACAUCCUCUACUGAGGCUACUGGAUAGGCCAGCAGAUAUUCCCUAGGGAUCACUGCCAUGCUAAACCCAUGUUAGAUUCUGUAUCCAAUGGAACACACUGCAGGGGUGUUCAUUUUAGGGUAGGGUGGGUCAGCACUGUGAGUAAAGACCUACCUUGUUCUGAAAUGGACU